Rhizophagus irregularis DAOM 181602=DAOM 197198 is the source of this 924-nucleotide messenger RNA. RefSeq lists its product as uncharacterized. NCBI's taxonomy places the organism in Eukaryota, Fungi, Glomeromycota, Glomeromycetes, Glomerales, Glomeraceae. The record is from RefSeq and is a predicted model, not a curated record. Gene Ontology annotation, cellular component: outer kinetochore; spindle microtubule. Gene Ontology annotation, biological process: mitotic cell cycle; chromosome segregation; cell division. Gene Ontology annotation, molecular function: microtubule binding.
AUGAAUAUUGCAAUUAAAGGGCUUCGACUUGAAUUCGAAAAGGCGCGUACAGAACUCGACUUUAUUGAGGCUAAAGUUAUUUCGGAAUUUAUUCGAAAAUAUGAAAUUGAACAUCAUGCUCCAACAAACCCACAUAAGGCUUUAUCUAAAAUAAAAAAAUUAAAACAGGAUUUGGAGCUUUUGAGAAUUGAAAAUGAUCGAAUAAUGGUUGCGAAACAGGAAUUUAUUCACGAUAUGAAUGAAUUAAUAGAGGUAAAUAAAGAAAUGUAUGACAAAAUUUUACGUCAAGCUGGUUUGCAGUAUAAUUUAGAAACUGAGUUCGUUUUAAAUAAUUAUGAAAUUAUAGCAAAUUCUUGGAAAUUGGAUAUGGAUAAUUAUCAAAGAGGCAGAUAUAAUCUCAAGGAAGCUUCUAAUUCGAAUCAAACAAAUCUAAAUAUCUCCAAUAAUAAUAUAAUUUGUAAUUCAGUCAAACAACUAGAAGUUGAAGAUCGGGAAAUGCUAGUGAAGGAUCUGGACUUUCAUUUGAUUAAUACUUUAUCAUUGGACGAGCAACCUAGAAAAGAAGUACAAGAAGAAAAGACUUUUAUUGAUAAGGAGAAUCAUGAGCCUGCUGAAGAAACCAAAAAGACAGAAAUUGAGGAUCGCAAAAUUAGUAAAAAGUUCGUACCGAUUACAGAUAAAGAGUUUUAUUCUGUAUCUGAAUUGAUAAGGACAAGAAAAUUGACACUUGAAUCUGUGAACAAGGUUUAUCGUUGCAUCUGGGACCAUUUCAAAAAGAAUAAAAAGAGUCCUCCUUUGACCACUAUUCAAAUGGUGAAUAUGGGAUUAAAAAUCACUGGUGUAACAGGAGAAGCGAAUCUGAAAGUUUUAAGAUCAUUGAAAAUUAUCAAAAUGGAAAAAUCUGGCGUAAGUUUAAUAAGAUGA